AAUAAAAUACAAAAUAUUAAAAAAAUCUAACUAAUUCAGAAAAAUAAAUAAAAGCUCUUUUUACUAAAGCAAAUACAUUUUCUACAGAAUAAACUUUCAAUGCUACCAAAUAAUAACUAAUUUUCAUCAACAAAUAAUCAAUCUUAAAUCCCAAGAUAAUAAUAAAACCAAUAAAUCAAUAAUAUGUAGAGUAUGCCUCAAAGGAACUAAUAAUUCAAACCUCAAUUACCAUAACAAUAACAAUAACAAUAGUUAUAGUAGUAGCCUUUAUCAUUUUAAGUACCUCCUUCAUAGGUCAAUUCUUAAUAAUAAUUUCAUCCUAAUCUAUAUCAUUAAUUCUCCAAUAAUCAAUUUCCAACUUAAUACAAUUUCCCCGCAUAAAAUUUAUUUUUGAAUAACUAAAACUUUUAAUAGCCUUAAUAUUAACAAGGUUUCACUUUACCUGAUAAAAUAUCUUAAGAAAUGUAAUAGGAAGAUAGUAUUUAGGAAGUUGUAAAAUCAAAAUAAAAUAAAAAAAAUUCUUAUGACUUAGAAAAAGGAUUAAGCUUAGAUGUUAAAACCUUGCAAAAGCACUUUUAAUUCAGCAAUUCUAAAGAUCAGACGAUACCAAUUAUGAUCUCUGUAAAAACUCUUGAAUAAACUAGUGAUAUGGAAAUUGAAUCAAAUUUACUUGAAGGUAGACCAAAUCUCGAUUUAAUUUGCGUUAUUGAUAAUUCUGGAUCUAUGAGUGGCCAAAAAAUAGAAAAUGUCAAAAACACUAUUUUAUAAUUGAUUGAUAUGCUCAAUGAUAAUGAUAGAUUGUCAAUUAUCACAUUCAAUAGCCACGCUUAAUAAUUGUGUGGAUUAAGAAAAGUCAACAAAGAUAAUAAAGAAAAUUUGUAAAAAAUUACUAAGUCAAUUUACGCUAAUGGUGGCACAAACAUUACAAGUGGUUUGUAAACAGCUUUUUCAAUCUUAUAAAGUAGAAAAUAAAGGAAUUCUGUCAGCUCAAUCUUCUUACUUUCUGAUGGUCAGGACAAUAAUUCUGAUUCUAGAAUAAGAAAUCUCUUGUAAACUACCUAUUAACAGCUCCAAGAAGAGUGUUUUACUAUUCACUCAUUUGGCUUCGGUAAUGAUCACGAUGGCCCUCUCAUGUAGAGAAUCGCCUAAAUAAAAGACGGUAGCUUUUAUUAUGUAGAAAGAAAUGACCAAGUCGACGAAUUCUUCAUAGAUGCACUUGGUGGUCUAUUUUCAGUUGUUGCUUAGGACAUUAACAUUUCAAUUAAAAUAAAUAGAAAAAGUGAAAUGUUCUAAAAGUUCUUCUAAAACUCUUAUGUUUCUAAAACUUACGGCCCUAUGUGGAAAGUCGUUAAUAAUAACGAAGAAUACACCAUUAAAAUAAACUAGAUAUUUUAAGGUGUCUCUAAGGAUUUCAUCUUUGAAAUGGUAAUUCCAAAAUCUGAUAUCAAAGAAUUGUAAGAUUUUGAAAGAAAUUUAGAAGUGAUUAAUGUUCAAUUGACUGCUAUUCCUAUCGAUUCUGAAUAUACCACUAAAAUAUUAAAAGAAAAUAACUUAGUUUUGACACUCUUUACUUAAGAUGAAAAAAUAGCUUAGGACUCAGAAAUUAACGACAAUGUUGAAUUUAACUAUAUAAGAGUAAAGGCUGCUUAAGCUAUGGAAGAUGCCAUCAAGUAUGCUGAUAGAAACCAAUACUAAGAAGGUCAAGCUGUUUUAUCUGAUAUGUUGAAAAAGAUAGAAAAAUCUCAUCCUAAUAAUUAGGCAAGACUCCAAGUUAUUAAAGAAGAUCUCUUUUUAUGCUAAAAAAAUGUGUAACCUUAAUAAUAUUAAAAUUAAGGUAGAUUCAUGGCUUAAUAAUAAUGUAAUAAUAACUUUUAAUAAUAAUCAUAUGCCAUAAGAAGUAAUGAUAUCUAUUAAGCUCCAAUGUAAAGACAAAUGGUUUAUAAUUAAUAGAUAUCUAAAUAAAAUCAAAAAAAAUAAUGA
This is a messenger RNA of Tetrahymena thermophila SB210, 1980 nucleotides long. Its product is annotated as von willebrand factor type A (VWA) domain was originally protein. The transcript has a single exon. The record is from RefSeq and is a predicted model, not a curated record. NCBI's taxonomy places the organism in Eukaryota, Ciliophora, Oligohymenophorea, Hymenostomatida, Tetrahymenidae.